This is a messenger RNA of Zychaea mexicana, 2186 nucleotides long. RefSeq lists its product as uncharacterized. Bases 158 to 2059 code for a protein of 633 amino acids. Gene Ontology annotation, molecular function: protein binding. The transcript has 2 exons. The record is from RefSeq and is a predicted model, not a curated record. Lineage: Eukaryota; Fungi; Mucoromycota; Mucoromycetes; Mucorales; Lichtheimiaceae.
CUUUUUCUCUUCUUUCUUGUUCUUCCCUCUUCUUUUCUUUGUCACUCUUUGCUCGUCCACACCUCCCCCCGCUCUCUACACCUUUACUUUUUUUCUCCACGCGCGAGGAAGGGGUCUACCACACAUACUUCUAUCAGGCACCACUACCACUACCACCAUGGGUCAAGCAGCUAGUAAAAACCAAGGGGCACUCACCUUUGGCCACGUUUCUGUCUCCUCCUCCACUUCCUCCUCUCCCGCUGCCACUGACAGCAGCAGCAACGACACUACCGAAAGCAGCAACACCGAUAGGUGUAAAAGCAGCAGUAACCGCAAGCGCAAUGACCUCGUGCUUACACAUCCCCAUCUUUACGCAUUAGCUGAAUCGCCAAUGAUCCCCUCACCACCACCGACUCCGUCAACAACACCAAAGUGCGCCACUGCUGUGCUGCUUGGUCGAGUUGACUCGGGUUAUGACGAACAAGCCAUACACAACAGUAAUAAUAGCAGCAACCAUACUCAGCACAUACAACAACAACAACAACAACAACGAUUACUGCCAAAAGAGCUCGCUUACAUUGACGCAAAGUACUACAGCAGCUCCUCUUCUACGAGCGCCCGAACGUAUAAAAUGAAUGAAGACGACGGACAUAGUGACGAUCAAACACAUGCGGGGACAACGGAAACGACAACGACGACGACUUUAAAUGUGCGAUUUACAUUUCUGGAUGCGUGCAGUAGCGGCACUGUGGACAAAUCAAUGCAAGAAAUCAAUCUCUCGGCCCGACGGCUCGUCAAUCUCAGCUGCAACAUUGCCCGUCUGACCAUGGUACGGAAAUUGGACUUAUCACAUAACCAGCUUACGUAUUUACCAGAAGCUAUCGGCUGUCUGGAGAACCUGGAGCACCUUCGUCUAUCACAUAACCAGCUCACAGAGAUACCCGACACAAUAAGCUGUCUAUCAAAGCUCACCGAAUUCGACGUCUCGUACAAUCACAUCACCGAUCUCACCCCAUGCUUCCGCGUCGUGUCAAAAAAGCUACAUACCCUUCAUGCCGCCAACAACACUAUAUCACAUCUGUCCUAUCACAUUGCCAAUAUGACACAUCUCGCUACACUUGACCUCUCCGGUAACCCCAUCCAAGUACUGCCCGCCGAGCUAGCACAGUUACCAUACCUUCGACGUCUACAACUGGAUGGAUGUCCAUUAAAAACAGAAGACACGCAUGCAUAUUCAUUACGGCAAAGAGGUCCUCCGAGUCUAUUGGAAACAUGUGCACGGAUUGUUGUACGGCAACAUCAGGAACAGCAGUUUUUGCCAUACGCAACAACAACAACAACAUCAUCAUCAUCACCAUCACCUCUAUCACGGAAAGAAAAACAUCAAAAACAGGGACGACAGCAACUUUAUGCAACGAAUGACCUACCUACACACCUUGUCACAUACCUCCAUUCUGCUAAAGCAUGCUCAUCUUGUCACGGCCCUUAUUUCGACAGCUAUGUCACGCGCGGUCAGUGGGUAGAGAAAGCGGAUGUGAUGGUACCGUUGGAACAUCGAUUGUGUACGGCGCAUUGGGUGGAUGAGGAUGACCGCAUCUUGAACAUGUUUGCCCAACAACCAUUACCAAAACCAACAGCUAUGAUCAUGUGGCCUCCUGCCGGUACUGCAGGCAAUACCACGACCACAAAUUCUGCUGCUACUGCUGCUGGUGCUCAUGGCAACAAUAAUACUGCAUCAUCAUCGUCGUCGUCACGGUACCGACGAGGCACCCAUGGUAACAACCAUCGAUGGAUCCACAGCGCAAGUCAACAACUGUUGCUGGACGAUGCAACAGAAAACACCAUAAUGGAUUCAGGGUCUUCGUCAUCGUCUUCAUCUACAUUGCAACAACAACAACAACAUCAACAACAUCAAGAAUCAGAUAGUGCAUCCAAACUGCUAUCACGAUGGCGGACGCAAAACAAAAAAGUGAACAACCAACGCUCAGGCUUUUUGGUGCUGACAAAGCUGAAACGGCCUGGACAGCAUCAUAAAAAGAGGAUAACACGUCAAGAAAUGGGUGAAGAGGAUGAAGUGUAGUAAAUAGCAGUAGUAGCUUCAUUUGUGUAUUAUACAAUGAUAAAAAAAAAGGAGGGGCUCGUUGAAUACAAUACCAUCAACCCCCACUCUCUAUCUCUCUGAUGAUGAUCGCAGUCUAGCAAACGUC